Anolis sagrei ordinatus is the source of this 2081-nucleotide messenger RNA. RefSeq names its product tRNA methyltransferase 10C, mitochondrial RNase P subunit (gene TRMT10C). NCBI's taxonomy places the organism in Eukaryota, Metazoa, Chordata, Lepidosauria, Squamata, Anolidae. Gene Ontology annotation, cellular component: mitochondrion; nucleus; nucleoplasm. Gene Ontology annotation, molecular function: tRNA binding. The record is from RefSeq and is a predicted model, not a curated record. Gene Ontology annotation, biological process: positive regulation of mitochondrial translation; mitochondrial tRNA 5'-end processing.
UUCCCUUCGCCUCCAAACGGAACUAGCUAGCAACGUACUGACUUCCGGGGGGAAGGUGAUUUUUGGCGGACCAGACAUGUGUGGAGCCCGCGCGGCCGCAGUUCUUGAGAAGUGCUCCACACCAUAUUUCCUACUAUGAAUACUUUCAAUAUUUAUCUGAAUGUUGUCCGAAGAUCUGUCUUCCAGUUGGCUGUACAAAAUAGAAUGAAAAAGGAGAUACUUUUAGUAACGCCUGGCAAGAUGAUGACUUGCAGAACAUUGGUUUUGUCUGCUUGGUUGAAGAAAAAUACUGUGCCAAGUACAACUGAGAAAUUAGAUUUGGAUGGAUGGAAAGAUGUAAUGCGAACUACUGUGCAAGAAGAAAAUAAUGAAGGAACAUCAGAGAGUGAGGAAGACCCCCGUGCAGCAGCUACCAAGGAACUUAUUGAGAUGUGGAGGCUUUCAGGUAAAGCCGUUCCAGAAAAUAUCAGUGAACAGGAUUUAAAGAUCCUAAUAGAAUCUCCAACUAAAACUUCCAAAAGGAAAUAUUUACAAUUCUUGGCUAAAAAAGAAAUUCUGAAGAAAGUCCAGAAAGAAAAGAAGGAGAGAAAAAAGGCAGAAAGGGGAGAAUUAAAUCCACCAGCUCAGAAAGAUGGUGAUGGUGAGCUAGAAAAUACAUUUCUCUUGAAGUUUUGGUCCAGAUCAGAAGAUGCUCUCUACAACUGGAGAGCUGCACAGGCUAUGAUCUUUGGUCAGCCUUUGGUGUUUGACAUGGAUUAUGAAAACUAUAUGUCACGUAGAGAAAUGGAAAAUGCAGUAAAACAGAUGUUGGAAUCUGAAGGCAUGAAUCGUAGGUCUCUGGACCCAUUUCAUUUGCAUUAUUGCAAUCUCAAAACAGAUAGUGCCUAUCACAAAGAAUUAAUCAAACGCUAUGGUGAGGCAUGGGACAAGUUAUUUGUGACAGUGACGGAAAAGGCUCAUGUUGAGGUCUUCCCAAGAGAUCAACUUGUGUAUUUGACUGCCGAUUCUCCCAAUGUAAUGAAAAGCUUUGAGCACGAUAAAAUCUAUAUAAUUGGAUCCCUAGUUGAUAAGUCUAUACAGACAGGGGUCUCCCUCGCACGUGCAAAGCGGCUGAACUUGGCAACAGCCCGACUUCCUUUGGACAAAUACUUGCAGUGGGAGGAAGGAGCAAAAAAUCUCACACUGAAUCAGAUGAUGUCUAUCUUACUAACCCUAAAAGAUACUGGAGACUGGAAGGAAGCUUUGCAGUUUGUUCCAACCAGGAAACAUGCAGGCUUCAUGGACAAACCUUUUUCAAAGAAUCAGAUGGAGGCAUGGAAGCUGUCCAAAAUGCAUGAGAGAACCGUGAAUCAAGAAAAGUCUCAGAAAUCAUUUGCAGGGAAUUCUUCCAGAAACCAAGUGCAGAAGAAGUGGUGGGAGGACAUAUCUGAAUAGCAUAUUAGCCAGCCUGUCAUGCCUGACAAAAAAAAUCUCAUUUAAAUCAAUGUUUAGCUUUUCAUUAUUUGAAAAGUUUAUCUAGCACUCUCAAGAGACAGUGGUUUGAUUAAGAACAUGUUCAACUUUUCUUUAAAAGUUGGAGAAAUUCCCUUGAAUUGUGCCUAGUGUCAUUCACUGUUUAGUGAUAGGAGAAAAUAAAGAGAUUGAAAAACCCAAUGACAAGAAUUGCGGAACUUGUGCAUUUUGCUACUGUAUAGACCCUCUUCCCUGAUUUUUAGUGAGGGAAUCAAUGAUUUAUGGCCUAGCAAACAAUUUUUUUUCUGACAAUAAUAUAUAUGAAGACAGAAAAGAUUUGCAUUCAUAACUGCAAAUUUCAUGAUGCAAAAAAAAAAAAAAAUAACAAUCCAUUGAUAUAGAGAGGGAAAAGGAGACUCGUCCAGGGCAUGCUGAUAUAGCAGUUUUCUACUCUUGAGGCAAUAUAACUUGUAGUUGCUUUAAAAUAACUUGUUUGAGCAAUGAGCCCAUGAUUUGGUAGUUUACAAUUCUGCCAAUUUUAUGGGGGUUUAUAAAUAUUGUGGGUGUGUAUAAAUAUUUGUAUAGCUGUGGUUAUGCUAGAAAAUAAAUUCUGGCCUGGCUUAUUUUUA